Molecule: messenger RNA, 2264 nt
Organism: Camellia sinensis
Lineage: Eukaryota; Viridiplantae; Streptophyta; Magnoliopsida; Ericales; Theaceae
Product: E3 ubiquitin-protein ligase RGLG5
Biological process (GO): protein ubiquitination
Cellular component (GO): nucleus
Molecular function (GO): ubiquitin-protein transferase activity
Source: RefSeq, a predicted model, not a curated record
UAAAUGACUCUACAUCAUAGUUUCUAGAGAGAGAGAGAGAGAGAGAGAGAGAGAGCAAUACUUUUAAACUGCUUCCUCUCUUUCUUUGUUUCUUCGCCGAAAAUGGCUUCCUUCUUCAUUACUACCACUACUAGUACUACUAUAUCAUCCCAAUACUCCAUUAAAUUCCUACUACUACUACGAGUUUUCUCUUCAAUUUCACCACUGAAGAUCAAUUUCCUCAAUCAAGAUUGCACAGCUGAUGGGAAGCAGUAGUUCAAAAGGGACGAGCCGGAGGCAAUUUUCAUCAUCUGGUUCGUCUUCGUUCAAUCAGCGUGAGUACCAGCAACCUGCAUACCCUCAGCAGAACCCUUAUUAUACUCCUCAGCAUCACCAUGCCCCAGCACCUUAUAAUUAUGGAGCUCAAACCCCUCAGCGACAGAGGAAGUUGGAUAGAAGAUAUUCAAGGAUAGCUGAUAAUUACCAGACACUGGAACAGGUUACUGAUGCACUUGCCCAGGCUGGACUAGAGUCCUCCAAUCUCAUUGUUGGUAUUGAUUUCACAAAGAGCAACGAGUGGACAGGUUCGCGGUCAUUCAACAGGCGAAGCUUACAUCACAUUGGAAAUGACCUAAAUCCCUAUGAACAAGCAAUAUCGAUUAUUGGGAAAACUUUAUCUGCUUUUGAUGAGGAUAACUUGAUUCCUUGUUUUGGAUUUGGAGAUGCCUCAACACAUGAUCAAGAUGUUUUCAGUUUUGAGCGAGAUGCAAGGUUUUGCGAUGGAUUUGAGGAAGUGUUGAGGCAAUACAGAGAAAUAGUUCCACAUCUUCGACUUUCAGGACCCACAUCUUUUGCACCUGUAAUAGAAAUGGCUAUGAGUAUUGUUGAGGAAAGCAGAGGCCAGUACCAUGUGUUGCUGAUAAUUGCUGAUGGGCAGGUGACCAGAAGUGUUGAUACUCCACGUGGUCAACUUAGCACACAAGAGCAAAAGACCAUUGAUGCUAUUGUCAAAGCAAGUGAAUACUCCUUGUCAAUUAUCUUGGUUGGGGUAGGAGAUGGUCCAUGGGACAUGAUGAGGGAGUUUGACGAUAACAUCCCUGCUCGAGCCUUCGACAAUUUUCAGUUUGUGAAUUUUACGGAGAUUAUGUCGAAGAAUGUGGAUCCAUUGAGAAAACAGACAGAUUUUGCUCUCUCUGCAUUGAUGGAAAUACCUUCUCAAUAUAAAGCGACACUUGAAUUGAAUAUAUUAGGUCGACAGACAGGGCAUGCUCCAAACAGGGUUCCUCGUCCCCCACCUCUACGCAAUACAACUUCUCUCAGUAAUAGCUCAAAACCGUUCCACUCGAGCAGUUUUCAGCAGAGUACCUCUCUUUAUCCAGGAUAUGAUAUGGCAACUACCACUGCUCCAUCUUCAAGUUCUCUUCAUGAUAAUCAGGCUUGCCCUAUUUGUUUUACUAACCCAAAGAACAUGGCUUUUGGUUGUGGGCAUCAGACUUGCUUUGAUUGUGGAGAAGGCCUCAAAAUAUGUCCAAUCUGCCGAAUUCCAAUCAAAACCAGAAUAAAGCUCUAUUAAUAGGCUUUGCUGGAUAUCUCCGAGAUGUGUCGCCAAAACUAGUGUUUGGUUCGGCCGGUGGUGCAUUGAAAGGCCCUGAUCCAUAGGAAAGAGAAGGUUAGCUGUUGAAAAUUUUCUUGUAUUUAGACAUUUCUGUUUCCUUACUUUUACCGUUGGACUUCCAACGGCUUUAAUUUACUUGUUCUGGGAAAUUCAGGAUUGGUUUGUCUUUUUUGGCGCCACACAUUGUAAGAUGAUAGCAGUCCGAUAUUUGCCCUGGAUGUCUGUCAUAUAGGCUAGGGCUUCAUAUAAUGAACGUGACGAGAAUUCUUGCCAAGUUCAUAGAGAGUGGAGAUUGAAGGUCUGGUGUUACGUUUGGAGCCUAUGCUUUUUUUUAUGUGAUGCUUUUUACAGAACUGCUUGUUGAAGGAGAUCUUUGAGAGAUUGGGUUUUGUGAUGUCACAGUUAUGCUUGUUUGUGAAGUUUUGCUAUACACAUUCAAUUUUUUUUUUAAUGUCAAUUUAUUGUAUUGUUUGCACUUGGAAAGAGUAGAAAAUAAGGAGCAAGAUUGUAGUGUGGUCAGUUGUUUGUUUUAUGAUGUGUAUAUAUUUGUGAGAAUUUCCUUUGUAAGCAGGGAUUAUGAUCCAGAUUUUCAUCGUAUACUGGGCACUGUAUUUCCAUUAUUUUAUUUUGUUUUUAUGGUGAGAUAUCAAUGCAAAUAUAGUUCAAAAAA